Molecule: messenger RNA, 9462 nt
Organism: Heterostelium album PN500
Lineage: Eukaryota; Evosea; Eumycetozoa; Acytosteliales; Acytosteliaceae
Exons: 5
Coding region: 1-9462 (3153 amino acids)
Source: RefSeq, a predicted model, not a curated record
AUGAUUCAAUCAAUGAGAGACAGAAAUCAACAAUUGAUUGAUAUUGAACAUUUCACAAGUUCAAGAAUGUCAAGAAGAAAUGCAAUUUUAUCACAAGGAUGGAUCACAUCAUACCUCUGGGAUUUGGUUGAUCAAGAGAAUGAUGAUUAUCUCAAUCCAUCAUUCAGAAGACCACCACACAGUGAUAAUAAUUAUGGAAAUCAAAUUGAUUUCAAAUACAUUCUCCAAACAAUUCAAAACAACUCUUUGAAUUCAGAUAUUCUCAUAUUUUCAGAAUAUUUAUUCAAUAUUCUUCCACUUUGGAACACUCUCACAAUUCCACAUGCUCGUUCCAUCAUGAUCUAUAACAAUAUAUUCGAAUGUAACAAUUGUAAAGUUGAUAAUCCACCAACUGUCAGCAAUUCAACAGAUUUAUCAAAUGUAUUGCAGUCCAAAGGUGUUUGUAAAUCAUCGAUCGAUAACUUAAUAAUGCCAACGAUCGAUGAAAUUCAAUCAUUUGUUUCAUUUUGGUCAUCUUCUUCAACAAACAAUUGGAAUGACAAUCAAGGAAUAUCGAAUAUCUAUUCAUCUUCAUUCGUUUCACUCUAUAACAAUUCAUUGUUAUUGGAAUCAUUGAUUCAAGUUGCAGAUCCAACACUUUGUGAAUUCCAAAUCGAAAAUGGAUAUCCAGUCACACCAAAAGGUUUGGAGAUAUUGACAAGAGUUUUGGUCAAUCAAAUCAACAUUGCCAACAAAAUGAUCAAAUACAAUGAAGUUUCAACAUAUUUUGUCAAAACAGAAACAACCAAAGGAUUGACAAUCAUCACAUACAAGAAUUAUCUUUGUGCAUUCGAUAUUGUUGAUGAAUCAUCAUUUGACAAUGGACAAGUCCUAUCACUUUGUCCAUCAGGUCCAAUUGUGACAUCGAUCACUGGAAACACAGGACCAACACAUUCAAACAACAAUGCAAUCACUUUGAUUGGUCGAAAACUCAGUGAAACUGGAGUACAAGUUCAAAUUGGAUCAAAGAACUGUUCGAUUCAAAGUCAAUCAGAUUCUCAAUUGAUUUGUCAAGUUGGUCAAGGUGUUGGAACAUUACCAAUCACCUAUUUCAAUAUUAACACUAAACUUCCAAAUGAAACACCACUCGAUAAUUAUGUAUUCCAAUUCAAUCAACCAGUUAUCACUUCAUUAUCAACCAACAGUCCAGUUAAGACCUAUGGACAAAAGAUCACAGUUUAUGGAAACAACUUUGGAUUUACCAACGAUGACACAAAUUUAUUUGUUGGAGAUAUUCAAUUCAACAUUGAAACAUUCUCAACAUCUGGAAACUCAGAACUAUUGAUUUUCACAUCGAAUGGAACUGGUGUUGGAAGAAUAGUUUCCGUCCUAGUUGGAAAUCAGACUUCAGAUUUGAACAGUCAAUUCACCAUCGAUUACAAUGCACCUGUUAUCAAUUCAAUCUCUGUCGAUCGAUCACCAACCUAUGGAGGUGGACAGAUGACAGUAACUGGAAAUUCAUUCGGUCUCUAUGGUGCGAUGAAUGUGCUCAUUGGCAGUGUAACUUGCUCAACUACCACAAGAAUCGAUGAUAACACAGCAGUUUGUGAGAUACCGCCGUUCGUAGGUGAUAAUCCAGUUACCAUAAUGGUAGAAGGUCAACAAUCAAAUACUGCAUCAACAAUAUUUAAGUAUGAUAAACCCGUCAUUUUCGAAGUUUUACAUUCGAACAACACACCAACCGCAGAGACCAGUAGUUUCUGGAUUAUUGGAAAAGAUCUUGGACCACAAGGUUACGAAUUCCCUAAUAUCACGAUGUUCCUUUCACUUUUAAACUUUGAAUGUGAUGUCGAUGAAUUCUGUUACUACAAUUUGACCUACUCUGACAAAGACGGUAACGUUAUGCCUAUGCCAGCAGAUCCAUAUUACGAUGGUGAUUUCGACCCAUAUAUCGCAAUGAAUUCAUCCUCACGUUCAUUUGUCAACUUUGAUUGUAUUCGAUGUGAUAUCAAUCCUGGAAUUGGACAUAAUAUUCCAGUGAAUAUAUCAUACUAUGGUUAUUUCUCGAAUAUCAUCAAUGACUCACUCUCAUACAAUCGUCCAACGAUUUUGAAUGUCACUGAAAACCAAAGUAAUACAGAUGGUGGAGCAUUUAUUUCAAUUAUUGGUUUUGAUUUCGUUCCAAAUGAAAUCAAUGAAACAAUUGAUUUCUUGAAUGCCAAUCCAGCAUAUACAUACAAAGAUAAGUAUAUUUAUAAUCUUGAAGGACCAUUGACAUACAGCAAUGCCAGUAUUGCACAAUAUCUAUUCAACAAUAUUACUUUUGUCAAUUCAACAUUGGUGACUGCUCAAAUUCCACCUGGAAUCGGUGCAAAUCACACAAUAUCACUUUUCAUUGGUGGUCAAAAUUCAACACAACUCUUUAACUUUUCAUACAAUACUCCAAAUAUAUCAUCGAUUUCAUAUUCAGAUACAAUUGGUCAAAAUAUCACAUUAUCAGGUUUCAAUUUCGUUCCCAAGAAUGUUUCAUCUGGAAAUUCAAGUUUUGUUUUGAUCAACGGAACUGAAUGUCAAUCACCUCAAUGGAUUUCAUCAAACACAAUCAAUUGUACUGCUUCUCCAGGUAUAGGAAAGAAUUUAACAUUAACUGUAUCUAUUGGAGCUCAAAACAAUACUGAUAAUACAACAUUCUCUUAUAAUCCACCAAAUGUAAAUAAUGUGACAAUGAGUAAAACAGAUGGUGAGAUUAUUUCGAUUAUCGGUGAUAAUUUCGUUCCAGCCAAUAUUUAUGCUUUCAAAUCAAAUGUAACGAUUUUCAAUGAUCUUUGUGAUAAUAUUAACUGGAUCAAUGAGAAUAAUAUUACAUGUACUGUUAAAGCAGGAAUUGGAAAGAACUUAACACUUUCUGUUAUUGUUGGAGACCAACAAUCAACCAAUAAUAAUGUAACAUUCUCAUAUUUACCACCAACCAUCAAGAAUAAUGUGACAACCGAUACAAAAGGAGGUUCAGUUAUCAUUGAAGGAACCAACUUUGUUCCACAAAACAUCGAACCAAAGAAUUCAAAUAUUUCGAUAAAUGACAACAACUGUCAGAAUAUUGAAUGGACAAGUUCUUCCUCCAUUAAAUUUGAUGUACCACCAGGAAUUGGAAAUAAUCAAACUUUUGUUCUUUUUGUUGGAAAUCAAACAACUGAUCAGAAACAUUACUUUGACUACAACAAACCAAAGAUAUCGAGUAUUUCUAAAUCCAAAACAGAUGGUGAACAAAUUACUUUGGCAGGUACAAACUUUGUACCUCAGAAUGUUGAACCAAGAAACUCUAAUCUUACAAUUGGAACUCAAGCAUGUAAUAAUAUUGUUUGGAGUAGUGAUACUCAGAUUCUUUGUACGAUUCCAAAAGGUAUUGGAAAGAGUUUGAAUGUAACACUUUUUGUUGGAAAUCAGACCACUGAAGAUAAACCAACUUUUGAUUAUAUUGCACCUUCGAUUAGCAGUGUAACUAAUUCAAAGACAAGUGGUGAAUCAAUCACUCUUCAAGGUUCAAACUUUGUUCCUGAAAACGUUGAACCAAAGAAUUCAAACAUCACAAUUAACAAGAAUGUCUGUAAAGAUCCAGUUUGGACAAGUUCAUCACAGAUCAUUUGCUCAGCACCAUCUGGUAUUGGAAAAGAUUUAGAAUUAUUAUUAUUUGUUGGAAAUCAAUCUACCACAACCAAAUUCACCUAUAAAAUUCCAAAAUUAGAUGAUACCAAAUACAAAGGAAAUCCAUCUGGAGGUGAUUGGAUAACAAUCAAAGGUGAAAACUUUAUUCCAAGUGAUUUCGUUCAAGAAGUCAAUCAAAAAACACAAGAUAGUAACAAUUCAGUAUCGAUUGCCGACAAACAAUGUCAAUCAGUGGAAUGGGUAGACUUUAACACUGUUAAAUGUCAGAUUCCAUCUGGAACAGGUAAAGAUAAGAAUAUAAAGGUUAUUGUUGGUACUCAGAGUUCAGAGAACAAUCAAUUGUUCAGUUAUAAUGCUCCUGUUGUCGAAUCUAUUUCUCCAGAUAAUGGUGAACAAUCCUCAAAGAAACAAGUCACAAUUAAUGGAAUCAACUUUGGUUCAAAUCCUACAGCCACAAUUGGAGAUGCUGGUGAGUGUCAGAGUGUCGUUGUUCUAUCAAAAUUGAAUGACAAAGAAAGAAUUCAAUGUAAUGUUCCAGAAUAUAAUACAAAUGGUGCACAAAUCGUUAGUGUAACAUUGGAUGGUCAGAAAUCAAAUGAAACCAAUGUUAAAUAUACAUACAAUGGUGAUCCAAAGAUUGAUUCGAUUUCACCCACCUCUGGAUCUGUCGAUGGUAACUUUGAGAUGACUGUUUCCGGAAAGAACUUUAAGAAUGGCGAUGCAACAGUGACUGUCUACUUCAACUCGAAAUCGAUUACACCAACAUCGAAAUCAACUGAUACCAUCAAAUUUACAGUUCCUGAAGGUGGAGGUACCAGUAUUGCACUUUACAUCAAGGUUGGCAAUUCACAAAGUAACACAAACAAUGACUUCUCAUAUGAUGCACCAAAGAUAACAUCGAUCACACCAGAUGAAGGUCCUUAUGACCAAGAAACAUCAGUCAGUAUCUCUGGAUCAAAUCUUGGUCUUUCAUCUGAUUCCUCUUCGACCACAAUCACAGUUGGUGGAAAACCAUGCUCAAGUAUUCAAGUUUCAUCUUCAUCAUCGGUGAGCUGUACAGUUCCCAGAAACGAAGAUGAAGGAGAAGUAUCUGUUCAACUUACUUUCAAAUCUCAAAGUGCAUCCACAACAUUCAAGUACACCAAAGAAGAUUCAAGUAGCAGUGAGAGUAGCAGUGAGAGUCAGAGUGAAGGAAGUCAAGAUUCAACUACCUCAACCACCACAAGUACAACAGGUGGUGGAUCUUCAUCAGGUGGAGGUGUUGGCGGUAUUGGCGGUAUAGGCGGUAUUGGUGGUGCCAUUUGUGGAGGACCUGGUGGUGGUGGUGAUGAUGACGAUGACGAUGAUGGUGGUGAUGAUGGUGGUGGUGAUGGUGGUUCAACAACUGGUGGUCAUACACCUACAACAACAACUACAACAACAUCAACAUCUUCAACUACUGGUACAACAUCUGAACCAAUUACAUCAACAACUAGCACUACAACUUCAACAUCAACAUCAACAUCUUCAACUACUGGUUCUACUACUUCAACAGCAGCACCCACUACAACCUCAACUUCAUCAACCACUGGAACUACAACAUAUGUAACAACUGAGAUAAUUUCAACAAACUCAACAGACACAACAGGUGCCACAACAGGAGGUCAAACAACAUUGACUACAUCGACAACUGGUGGAGAUUCAACUACAAGUUUACCAACAACUGUGUCCAUUACAACCUCGACCACAGCUGGUGAUUCUACUACAACAAGUGGAGAUUCAACAACCUCUACCACAUCUACUACCAAUGAACCAACAACAGUAUCUAUCACUACUACUUCGACCACAUCUGGAGAUUCAACAAGCUCUACAACCAAUGAACCAACUACAGUAUCUAUCACUACUACUUCGACCACAGCUGGAGAUUCGACAACCUCGACAACCGGUGAACCAACAACAGUAUCUACCACCACUUCAACCACAGGUGAAGUUUCAACAACCUCUACUACUUCGACCACAGGUGGAGAUUCAACAACCUCUACAACCGGUGAACCAACAACAGUAUCUACAACUACUUCAACCACAGGUGGAGAUUCAACAACCUCUACCACAUCUGAUUCAACCACUGGUGUAGAUUCAACAACCUCUACAACCGGUGAACCAACAACAGUAUCUACAACUACUUCAACCACAGGUGGAGAUUCAACAACCUCUACCACAUCUACAACCAAUGAACCAACAACAGUAUCAAUCACCACUUCAACUACUGGCGGAGAUUCUACUACAACAGGUGGUGAUUCAACAACCACGACCACAUCCGGAGAUUCGACAACUUCGACAACAGGUGGAGAGUCAACAACAUCUACAACCGGUGAACCAACAACAGUAUCUAUCACUACCUCUACCACAGGCGGUGAUUCUACUACAACAGGUGGUGAUUCAACAACCUCUACUACAUCAACAACCGGUGAGCCAACAACAGUAUCUUUCACUACCUCUACCACAGGCGGAGAUUCUACUACAACAGGUGGUGAUUCAACGACCUCGACUACAUCAACAACCGGUGAACCAACAACAGUAUCUAUCACUACUACUUCUACCACAACUGGAGAUUCGACAACCUCGACAACCGUUGAACCAACAACAGUAUCUAUGACCACUUCUACAACAGGUGAAGUUUCAACAACCUCUACUACUUCGACCACAGGUGGAGAUUCAACAACCUCGACUUCAUCGACAACCGGUGAGUCAACUACAUCAGUUCCAACUUCGACCACAGGUGGAGAUUCAACAACCUCGACUUCAUCGACAACCGGUGAACCAACAACAGUAUCUAUGACCACUUCUACAACAGGUGAAGUUUCAACAACCUCUACUACUUCGACCACAGGUGGAGAUUCAACAACCUCGACUUCAUCGACAACCGGUGAGUCAACUACAUCAGUUCCAACUUCGACCACAGGUGGAGAUUCAACAACCUCAACCACAUCGACAACCGGUGAACCAACAACAGCAUCUACAACUACUUCAACUACAGGUGAAGUUUCAACAACCUCUACUACAUCUACAACCGGUGAGUCAACAACAAUAUCUAUUACCACAGGUGGCCAUUCAUCAGCUUCUACUACAUCUACAACCAAUGAACCAACCACAGUAUCUAUCACCACUUCAACCACUGGCGGAGAUUCUACUACAACAGGUGGUGAUUCAACAACCUCUACUACAUCAACAACUGGUGAACCAACAACAGUAUCUUUCACUACCUCGACCACAUCUGGUGAUUCGACAAUCUCGACCACAUUGACAACUGGAGAGUCAACUACAUCAGUUCCAACAACAAGUGAUAUAUCAACAACUGGAGAUCACUCCACUACAGGUGUAGCAAUAACUACUUCAACCACCGGAGGAGAUUCAACAGCAACUACCACAGGUGAGUCUACAACAGUAUCUACCACCACUUCAACCACUGGUGGAGAUUCAACAACUGUUGGUGAUUCGACAACAUCGACAACCGAUGAUUCUACAACAAUAUCUAUCACCACUUCAACUACCGGUAUAGAUCCAACAACAUCUACAACUGGUGAACCAACAACAGUAUCUAUCACAACCUCGACCACAUCUGGUGAUUCAACAAUCUCCUCCACGUCAACCACAGGUGGAGAUUCGACAACCUCUACUACAUUGACAACCGGUGAGUCUACAACAGUAUCUAUCAGCACCACUUCAACCACUGGUGUAGAUUCAACAACCUCGACCACAUCUGGAGAUUCAACAUCCACUUCAACAACCGGUGAACCAACAACAGUAUCUAUCACUACCUCGACCACAUCUGGUGAUUCGACAAUCUCGACCACAUUGACGACCGGUGAUUCUACUACAUCAGUUCCAACAACAAGUGAUACAUCCACAACUGGAGAUCACUCCACUACAGGUGUAGCAAUAACUACUUCAACCACAUCUGGUGAUUCAACAACAUCUACGACCAGUGAUCCAACAACAGUAUCUAGCACCACUUCGACCACAGGCGGUGAUUCAACAACAUCUACAACCAGUGAACCAACAACAGUAUCUAUCACAACCUCGACCACAUCUGGUGAUUCUACUACCUCCUCUUUGACAACUGGCGAAUCAACUACAUCAGUCUCAACAACUAUUGAUACAACAACCGCACCAAUAACUAGUGACCAAUCUACUACAGGUGUAGCAAUAACUAUUUCGACCACAGCUGGAGAUUCAACAGCAACUACCACAGCUGGAGAUUCAGCAACCUAUACAACAGUAUCUAUCACGACCUCGACCACCUCUGGAGAUUCAACAACCUCGACCACAGGUGGAGAUUCAACAACAUCUACAACCAAUGAACCAACUACAGUAUCAAUCACCACUUCUACCACAGGUGGAGAUUCAACAACCUCUACAACCAAUGAGCCAACCUCAGUAUCUAUCACCACUUCAACUACUGGCGGAGAUUCUACUACAACAGGUGGUGAUUCAACAACCUCGACUACAUUGACAACCGGCGAUUCUACUACAUCGGUACCAACUACGGGUGACACGAUAACAACUCUACUGACGACUGGAGAUCAAUCCACUACAGGUGUAGCAAUAACAACAUCGACAACCAGUGAACCAACAACAGGCGGAGAUUCAACAACCACUGUAUCGACAACUGUCGAAUCAACUACAUCAGUUCCGACUACAAGUGAUACAACAACUGCACCAAUAACUAGCGAUCAUCCUACUACAAGUGUAGCAAUAACUACUUCUACUACAAGUGGAAUUUCUACAACUGGAGAUUCAACAACCUCUACCACAUCGACAUCAGGUAAACCAACAACAGUAUCUAUCACUACUACUUCAACCACAGGAGGAGAUUCAACAACAUCUACAACCGGGGAACCAACAACAGUAUCUAUAAUCACCACUUCUACUACAGGUGGAGAUUCAGCAACAUCGACCCCAUUAACAACCAGUGAUGCAACUACAUCAGUCCCAACAACAAGUGAUACAGCAACAACUGGAGAUCACUCCACUACAGGUAUAGCAAUAACAACUUCGACCACAGGUGAGGAUUCUACAACCUCGACUACAUCCGUAGAUUCUACGACAACAGGUCAAGAUUCAACAACCUCGACUGUAACAACCAGUGAACCUAUAACAGUAUCCGUCUCUACUACAUUAACAACAGCCGGGGAUUCAUCAACUUCGACAACCAGUGAACCAACAACAGUAUCUAGCACCACUUCAACCACAGGCGGUGAUUCGACAACAUCUACAACCAGUGAACCAACAACAGUAUCUAUCACAACCUCGACCACAUCUGGUGAUUCUACUACCACCUCUUUGACAACUGGCGAAUCAACUACAUCAGAACCCACAACGACUCUAUCGCCAAGUGGUGAUCAUUCUACUACAGAUGUAGUAAUAACUACUUCGACAACCGGUGAAUCAACAACAGUAUCUAUCACUACUACUUCGACCACAGGUGGAGAAUCAACAACAUCUACAACCAGUGAACCCACAACAGUUUCUAUAAUCACCACUUCUACAACAGGUGGUGGAUCUUCAUCAGGUGGAGAUUCAACAACCUCGACCACAUCUGGAGAUUCUUUUACCACAUCAAUACCCUCUACAAGUGAUACAACAACAACUGGAGAUCAAACCACUACAGGUGUAGCUUUAACUACUUCGACAACCUCCACCACAUUGACGACCGGCGAACCAACAACAGUAUCUAUCAUAACCUCGACCUCAUCUUUGACAACUGGCGAAUCAACUACAUCAGAACCCACAACUAUUGAUUCGACUGUAUCUACAGCAGGUUUAACUACUACUUUUUAA